AUGGUCGAAAAUGGAUGCAGCCUAUUAAUAAAGAAUUUAAGCUUCCACACAAGUCCAGAAAAAAUAAGAAAAAUUUUCCAAAGUUUUGGAAAAAUAAGAGAUGUAUAUCUCCCCUUAGAUCACUACACAAGGAGACCGAGAGGCUUCGGUUUUGUAGAGUAUUAUGAACCAGAGUAUGCAAAAGAAGCUAUGAGCAUUUUGAACCAUUCGAAGAUAGAUGGAAAGGAAAUUAAAAUCAUCAUUGCUCAGAACAGGAGGAAAUCCCCAGAGACCAUGAAGAUAUACCAACAGAAUGCACGUGGGGGUAGGUACAGAAGGCAUCCUUAUCGGAGUGACAGUAGGGAUAGAUCAAGUGAAUUGGAGAGACGGAAAUAUGAUCGAAGUAAGAGUCGUAUAAUGCAUAAAAUGGGCAAAAAGGAAAAAAGGCUGAAGAGGGAAAAAAUGGCUAGCAGAUAUCGGCCUGGUAAAAAAUACGCCGAGAGCGUUUCCACCUACAGCGCGUCUUCUUCCUACCGUUCGUCUUACAGCAGGGGGAGUAGUCGUUGGAGCAGCCUAAGCCGAGGCAGAAGUCGAGGCAGCAGCAAAGACAGAAGCCGAGGCAGAAGACGAUAUAGAAGUCGGAGCCGAGACAGAAGUCGGAGCCGAGACAGAAGCCGAAGUCGAGACAGAAGUCGAAGCCGAAGACGAAGCCGAAGCGCUGUAAGGAGUGCCAGCAGAACCACCAGCUACAGCUACAGCUGCAGCUACAGCUGCAGCUACAGCAGCUACGAAAGAGACAAAGGGAGAAGAAAAACCAAAAGGAAAAACCCCAAACGGGGACAAAGAAAAGGCCAAAAGGACGGAACCAACAAAGGCGUGAAGAGGGAGAGCAGCGAGACAUUCAGCCGAAGCGUCAGUCUCAGAAAGAGCGAGGGGGAAAACAGAGACGGCGACCACGUAAAGGACCCUCACAAAGGUAUCGAAAGAGGGAAAAGCGGAAAGGACCCGGGGAAGGAAUCCCCAAAAGAAAUUCGAGGACAAAUCUGUAAAAGCUUUUCUCCCAGCAGAAAGAGCCAGGAAGGAAAUAAAGACUCGGAGAACGGUGCGUCCAAGGGAGGAAGCUACUCCACCGAGGAGGAAAAGCAACCUGGGGAACAGACCCAGCACGACGGAGAGUCACUCAAACGUGGCGAGAGAGUAGAGACAAUCAAAACGAUGAAAAAAACAAAGUCAGGAAAUAAUUCCAGUAAAGAUACAACUCCCCCCAGGGACCCAAACGGAAAAAGCAACUCAAAUAGAAAAAAAAAAAAAGGAACGAAAAAGAAAGGAACGAAAGAGAAAGGAACGGAAAAGAAAGGAACGAAAGAGAAAGGAACGGAAAAGAAAGGAACGAAAAAGAAAGCUAAGUCUUUAAGUCCUAGUAGCUCCGGUGAUGUAAUCUGUGAAGGGGUGGCUCAAGAAGAAGCAAGUGGUGAAACGUAUGCAGAAAGAGAGUCACCACGUGCAAAGAGGGCACACCGAAAAGGCAGCAAUAACGAUGGCAGUAGCAACCGCGGCAGUAGUAACCACGGCAGUAGUAACCGCGACAGUAGUAACCACGGCAGUAGUAACCACGGCAGUGGUAGUAAUAAAGAGAGUGACCAUUCGCAAGGCACGGAAGAGGAAAGCCCCUCCUCCCCCCGCGUGACAAAAAAAAAACGCAUAUGCCUCUCCACCAUUGCAAGUAACAGAAGCAGCACACAGAAGGACCAUCUCCAAAGUGGCGAAACAGAAAAUGGUAACACAGUGGACACAAAAGACAAACCCAGCAGUAGUGCCAUCGAGAAGGAGAGUCAGGUCCACCAAAAGGAGGACUUGAAAUUGGGUUACUUCAGCCGAUAUGAAAAUGCAAGUGGGGGGGAUAACUUCGACUCUGGGGAAGACUGCAUUGGCGGUAAUGCCAACUCGUCCUGCAGGAAUAGCAGGAAUAGCAGGAAUAGCGGCACCUACAGAGGAUGCAGAGGAUGCAAAGGUUGCAAAGAAUGCAACGGGUGCAGAAAAAAACACAAGCAUAUAUACCUACACGAAGGGAAGAGGAAAAAAAGAAUUAAUGAGAGCCACUCAACUGAUAGGUCAACCACGGGGGACAAGAAAAGCGUUCGUAGUAGAUCAAAGGAGGGAAAAAGAGAGAAAACCGAGAAUGCACACAGAAGGAUGAUGCAGAAUGGACGAAGAAACAGAGGCAGAAUAACCCUAAGCAUAAGUGACAGUACAGGUGGAUCCAGCGGGGGGAAAAAACUCAGGGAAAGGGAAACCACCGCUGGAGUGACAGACCCAGCAGCGACCGGUGGGGAUGCAACCGCGGGACGGAGCGGAGAUUGUGAGGCUGAAUCACUUGGACGGGCAAAAAUCACCGUGGGGAAAUGUAACACCCCCUGCAGCAGUAGCGGUAGCCCGGUUGGAGGGGAGAAGGAGAAGAAGAAGAAGAACAGGGGCAACACGCACUGUGAGAGUGGAGCAGCACACAGAAGUAGAAGUAUCUGUAAUGAUGUGAGCGAACGGUCAGAUGGGAAAAAGGGCGUUUCGAAGAGGAAAAGGAGCAGCAGCGGUAGCGGCAGUGAUGGCAGAAGCGAUGGCAGAAGCGAUGGCAGAAGCGAUGACGGAAGCGAUGACCGAAGCGAUGACCGAAGCGAUGACAGAAGCAGUGACGAACGUAAUGGCCGAGGCACACGGCGGUUAAAACGGGCGCGCAUGUCCGAAGACGCAGAGGAGACGCCCCGCGAGAAGCGCAGCCGCCAGGGGAAGAAGACCCGAACGGGUAGCAACUCGAUUGAUAAAAGGAGAGAGACCAAAAGGGAGAAGCGGAACAGGGAGGAGCUACAAAAGGGGGACGUGAAAAAAAAGGCCAAGAGAACCAAGUCCAAAAAGGAGGAGUCCAAAAAGGAGAAGUCCAAAAAGGAGAAGUCCACGAAAGGGAAGUCCAAAAAGGAGAAGUCCAAGAUAACGAAAUUCAGAAAAACCAAGUCGCCAAAAAAAUCGGAUGACAGCUCGACGUACAGCCACAGCAGCAGAAGUAGGUCCUCUUCCGAAUCGUCCGUCGAGAGCAGUAGUUCUCACAGCGAGUCGUCUAAGAUGGAAAGACGUAUGAAGCAGUUUUCUGCGAAAGGUCCCAAGGGGAAGGCACACAAACGGGACGUGCGAAGGCGGAGGGAAAAGGGGAUAGACAGCGAUGCGUCUGAUGGUAGCUCCUCCUCCGUCAGCUGUGGGGACUCUCCAGUGGUUCGAAGCAAGCGUUAA
Messenger RNA from Plasmodium cynomolgi strain B, 3255 nucleotides. Its product is annotated as RNA binding protein. NCBI's taxonomy places the organism in Eukaryota, Apicomplexa, Aconoidasida, Haemosporida, Plasmodiidae. The record is from RefSeq and is a predicted model, not a curated record. The transcript is spliced from 2 exons. Gene Ontology annotation, molecular function: RNA binding. Bases 1 to 3255 code for a protein of 1084 amino acids.